AAUGUCUUCUCCAAUGCUCUCUCCAGCUUCCAACCGUCUAGUACAUACUACCUCGAAGUUUCAUAUUGACGUCGCCCUAAGAGCAGCAUUCCAAAGGACGAUCGAGUGGUUCUCCACCGCACUUAUAUUCUGAGCUUCGUCGCCUCAUCCAUCACAAAAACUUGCCCACGAUCUACACUUACCUGAACUGCCUUCUCCCAUUUUUGCGCUAAGAUUACUCUUUCGCCUCAACAAGCUUGCGCUCCGCCGAAGCGCGCCAUCUGUGUGGCCAGCAAUUCACAUAGCACGUAGUCCCGUUUCACCAGCAAGUUAAUCUCCACGCAUUGACCGGUAGAAGAGCCCAUUAGGAGCUAACAAAGGUUAUAGUAGGUGUCGGUGUCAUCGCGUUUCCUGUGUUGGAAAGCAGCGCGAACCUGAUUUUAUAGCACCUGGGGAUGAAGCCAUGGGGACGCCUUCUAGUGGUGAGGCCGAUGGCCCAAUGCAUGGGGCACCCAAUUGCAGUGCAGAUUGCAAUGGGGCAGUCGAAGGCGGCUAUACGACGGGGUUGAACAUAGUCCCGACCGAAAAGCUAGAAGCUGUCUCAAACACAAAGUAUGACUACAUCGUAGUCGGAGGAGGUGCGGGGGGCAUCCCCCUCGCGGCCGCCUUGGCCGAAGACAAGAGCCUUAGAAUCUUACUGCUGGAAAGAGGGGCGUCACGGGACGAACAUCCGGAAACGCGGAUGCAAAGCAAAUGGGUCGACCUGGCCAAGACCGGCGCUGUCGAGUUGCUGCGCACUGAGAGCGGCGUAUGGUCUGCCCGGGGCAAUGUUUUGGGCGGCGGAACCGCGGUCAACAUUGGAUUUUGGGGCCACGCCAGCCCGGACAACAUCAAAGCGGAGGGCUGGGACGCUGAGGCUAUGCAAAGCGCGUAUGCGUAUCUGGGCGCCCGGUUGUCUUUCCCGGGCACUGUGGGACCGGUGCAGGAGCUGAUCCAGGAGGCGUGGCAGGAAGUAGGAGUCGGGUCAUUCAACGGAGUGACCCCGGAGCAUGUCCCCGGCGUGAAGACGGUCAUGCUGACGUUCAAUUCGGACGGCGUCCGACACGCUGCGGACGAGCUGCUGGUGGGGGUCAAGAACGUCGACAUCGUCACUCGAGCGCUGGUGUCCGGAGUCUGCUUCUCCGAUGACGAUGGCGACCUGACGGCGAUCGGGGUCGAAUUCGAGGGCGCGGACGGCGUGCCCCGUCACGCUCACGUCAUUCCCGCGGGGGGUGAGGUCAUCCUGUGCGCGGGCGCGGUGGGUACCCCCCAGCUGCUCGCGCUCAGCGGAAUCGGACCGGAACCGGCGCUCCGGGGCCUCGGCAUAACCCCCCGGGUCAACCUCCCUGUCGGGCUUAACCUCGCGGAUAACCCGCUUGUCGGGCUGCUAAUCCAGUUGGGCGACUUCCCCAGGGAGCGGGGCCUGGCCUCAGUCGCCGGCAUAACGGGGCAGCACAUCCACCUGGCGAUGGUCGGGGAGAAAGCGGCGACGGGGGGAAUAGCCUGGGGGAUCGUGCCCGACUUACCGCCCCGGUUGCGAACCCCCGAAACCCUGGCAGCGAUGGCAGCCGCGGUGGAGGCGCUCUCGCCGGAUGACCGGGAGCAGCUCACUCGGGCGGUGCUGGUCUUAGUCAAGGCCUACCGGGUUAAGUCCCGGGGCAGCGUAACCCUCCGAUCAACCGACCCCCGCGCGCAGCCGGCGGUCGACCUCGCCCAUUUCCAGCACCCUGAUGACGUCACCGACGGCAUUGCUGCCAUCAGCGUUCUGAGAUCGAUCCUUGGUUCCCAAACCCUGAACCCCUGGAAGUGCGACACGGUCCCCGACGCGCUCCUGCGGCUCGUCCCCGGCCUGGCCGCCAUCCCCCCGGGGCAGUUUCCCGGGGCGCUCCCUUUCCUCCCGGACGAAGCAGACGCCGCCACGUGGCUCAAAGACAAGGUGGUCACGUGCUGGCACACGCACGGCACGUGCCGGGUGGGCGAGGUGGUGGACACGUGGCACCGCGUGAAGGGCGUGAGGGCGCUGCGCGUCAUGGAUGCGUCGGUCCUGAGGGACUGCCCGGGGACCAGUCCGAUGGCGACGAUCAUGGCGCUGGGCAGGGUUUUGGGGCUGCGGAUGUGCGCGGAGCGGCCGCGCCGCUGAGCCGAAGAGAGGACAAAUCGACGGAACGAAUGCUGACCGACUCGUUUGUGGUGUUCAAGAUGCCGCUGGAAACGGAUCUGCUUUAGAUAGAUGUUGCGUUCGUCAGAUAAAAGUUUGUCACUUGUGGGUUUGUUUCUGUAGAAUUGCAAGUUGGAGUUGGUUUGGCUACGGCAGAGUACGAUAACAAGCCGCGCGGUGGGUUCUUUCCUAUCAGUGCCGCCUUGAGGCUUUUAGGAAGCACCAUGCACAUGAGGUGAUCUUGAAGGCUUUUGGGGGGGUUGUUUGGCCUUGCAAAGUGUGUGUCCUCCAGAGGACCCCUGGAUUUCAAACUUUUGAUCGAACAGUGUGAAGGCAAAGUCGUUUUCUACGGCUCGAGAACAUUGAUCCCCGCGAGCGAUGGGUAUGUUUCAGCACACAUUGAAACGGGCACUUUGAAUGAUAACUUAGAGCUUUGAUUCAGAACUGCCUGGUGGGCAUGUAGACCUCGAGAUGGAUGGAAGUACAAUACGGGACGUUGUCAAGCUAGAUUGUCGACUUUCAUCGGAUAGUAUAUGUGUGACAUGAUGGAGAUUGCGGACGGUCCUUGCCAUCGGGUUGUCGAGUGCAAGCUAGGCCUUUUCUCAACGGUCGCGUCUGAUCCGCAUGGCAAAGGGCACCGCGAAGAAAGGCAUGUUGCUGACUCUGCGGCCAGGCGUCUUAUAGCCUACAUUUAUCAGGUGUAAGCGCG
Messenger RNA from Klebsormidium nitens, 2885 nucleotides. The record is from the annotation of a GenBank genome assembly. NCBI's taxonomy places the organism in Eukaryota, Viridiplantae, Streptophyta, Klebsormidiophyceae, Klebsormidiales, Klebsormidiaceae.